Molecule: messenger RNA, 885 nt
Organism: Naegleria lovaniensis
Lineage: Eukaryota; Heterolobosea; Eutetramitea; Acrasida; Naegleriidae
Exons: 1
Coding region: 1-885 (294 amino acids)
Biological process (GO): very long-chain fatty acid biosynthetic process; fatty acid elongation, monounsaturated fatty acid; sphingolipid biosynthetic process
Cellular component (GO): endoplasmic reticulum membrane
Molecular function (GO): fatty acid elongase activity
Source: RefSeq, a predicted model, not a curated record
AUGAUCAUUGAUGGAAUUCUCUCACUCAUUCCUCAUCCAGUAGCUUCUCAACUCUCCGAUCUUAUCAAUUCUCAUGAAACUCUACCUGAGAAGGUUCCUUUCCUUCAUUGGCACUAUCCUUUGGCUUUCAGUUUGAUCUAUGUCGUUUCCUUGUUUGUGUUGCCCUUAUAUAUGAAACACGUGCGUAAGAAUGAGCCUAUUCGUUCCGUAUUAUUAGACUCGUUCAUUAAAUUCCAUAACUUGUUUUUGAGUGGAUUGAGUCUCUUGAUGGUAUUAGGAUUUGCAGGAGAAGCCAUCAACGUGAUGAAUGAAGCCAAAGGUGAAACCUUGGGACAAGUCAUUUCCUCAGUCACUUGUGAUGCUCGGGAUCGAAUGGGACGAGGAGCAAUUCCAUUCUGGCUCUAUGUGUUCUAUUUGAGCAAGUAUUAUGAAUUGUUGGAUACUGUGUUUUUGAUGGUCAAGUGUAAACCAUUGACUUUUCUUCACACGUUCCAUCACGUCUCGACUUUGUGUUUGUGUUGGUAUGUGAUUUUGCAAAAGUCUCAAAUGAUGUGGUUCCCUUCCAUGUUGAAUGCAGGUGUUCACGUGAUCAUGUAUUAUUACUUUUAUGUGUGCACUUUGAAGGGUAGUUCCAUUUUCACUCCUGGUUGCUUGAAUGUGGUCAAGCCAUGGAUUACGAGAAUGCAAAUUUUACAAUUUGUUGCAGAUUUGUUGGUGCCUAAAUUGUGGCUCUAUUUCAAGUAUGUGGAUGGUCAUCAAUGUACUGGUGAUUAUCAUGCUUACUUGUUGGUCGAUGUGGUUGUUGGAUCUUUCUUGUUGUUGUUCUUGAACUUUUACUUUAAGAGUUAUAAAAAGAGUGGAGGAAAAGGAAAGAAGGAAGAAUAA